This is a messenger RNA of Danio rerio (zebrafish), 1069 nucleotides long. The record is from RefSeq and is a predicted model, not a curated record. NCBI's taxonomy places the organism in Eukaryota, Metazoa, Chordata, Actinopteri, Cypriniformes, Danionidae.
AUACUAAGAAAAUCGCCCUAAAAGUUGUCUAAAUGAAGUGCAAUCCAUCUAGCUACUUAAAAAUUAAACAAAAAUCAAACGCUUUGUUAUUUACCUAAAGAAAAUGGUCAAAUAUAUUGAUAGAACAUGAUGUUAACUUAAUGAUUUCUGGCAUAAAAUAAAAUUCCAACUUUGACCCAUACAAUGUAUUUUUGUCUAUUCCCACAAAUAUACCAGUCUUACAUAAUUCCAUGGGUUACAGAUUCAACAAUUCAAUUGUUGGGUAAUUAAAAGCAAAUAACAAGGUCACAUAUACUUUGCUUUUGCCCAGUAUUGUUUGUUUAAACCCUAUAACACGUAUAACCCAAACAAAAUAAUGAAAGCAUUCAGAUUUAAUCUGGACUGCUCUUACUCCUUAUUUCCUAGAAACGGUAUAUAAAAAGGAAGCAUGCAUGGAACUGGGCCAAAUUCUGCCCUGGCCCAACGCAUCACAUAGGAAAAUCCCUUUAAAGCAUAUAAAAUGAGUUCUUGUCGUAACAUUUGAUCAUUCGAAAGUGGUUUAGGGUGGAAUGUGAAAGAAGACCAUCAGGAAACCGAACAAUGAAGACUGUUACUGCUCUGCUUCUUGUCAGUUUAGCUGUUGUUGCUAUUGAAGGGCAGCAUAUGAAAAGCCAGAGAUGUGUGUGUCUUGGUGCUGGACUCAACAUGGUGAAGCCAGUGCUGAUUGAGAAGAUUGAAAUUCUCCCUUCAAGUCCAUCCUGUGGACAUAUGGAAGUCAUAGCCACGCUGAAGAAUGGAGCUGGAAAACGAUGCUUAAAUCCAAAGUCCAAGUUUACGAAAAAGAUCAUUGACAAGAUUGAAAAAAAUAACCGAAACGCUCGGUAAAAUGGAUGAAGUGGUUCAGCUGCAUUUUCGAGUGUCAAGAUUGUGGCCAAUUUGGAGUUUAUUAAAAAUAUGAGAUGUUUUAAUGUGUUACAAUGUAAUUUAUUAAAUGUAUUUUCCCUCUAGCUUAAUUUAUUUAUUCUGAUUGUAUCGUUUUAUUUAUUGUCUGAUCCAAAUCUUCAAAUAAAACCUUGUGAAGGUUUCACAA